AUGGACUUAAGUGCUUUUCUUUUCGACAAUUUACCUUAACCCUAGGAAAAUUAUGAAUAGAUUUAAGAUGAUUGUCAUCAAUACUUAUCUAAAUUGAAUUACAAUAAAUCUUUAUUUAGAAUUUAAAGUCCUGAACUAUCUAUUCAAGAUGAUUGUUUAUCUAAUGUAAAUGAUUAAUCAUUUGAAAUUGGUUUAGGGGAACUUAAACUUUCUCAUGAAUUGAAGAAUGAAAUAACUGAGAAUGACAUUAAGAGUUUUCCAAAAAAAGCAUAGAAGACCUAGAAACUAAAUAAGAAAAGAAAACGUUAAAAUGGACCUCUUUCAGAAUAAGAAUUUAUUGAUAUUAUGAAAAAACUAGAUCAAUGUCAGUAGGUGAUGAAUAUGAUUGAUAAUAUGAGCCUUGUUUUGAAUAGAUUUAAAUGUUAGCUGUAACAACAGCGAUUUGAAAGGAUUUAAUGAUCA
Molecule: messenger RNA, 462 nt
Organism: Paramecium sonneborni
Lineage: Eukaryota; Ciliophora; Oligohymenophorea; Peniculida; Parameciidae
Source: the annotation of a GenBank genome assembly